Guyanagaster necrorhizus is the source of this 291-nucleotide messenger RNA. RefSeq lists its product as uncharacterized. The transcript has 3 exons. NCBI's taxonomy places the organism in Eukaryota, Fungi, Basidiomycota, Agaricomycetes, Agaricales, Physalacriaceae. The record is from RefSeq and is a predicted model, not a curated record. The coding region runs from base 1 to 291 and encodes 96 amino acids.
AUGGCCUUCAAAUCCUGCACCCACCUCUCCUCUAAGGGCGCCAUUUCAUCUCUGGGCGCGUUGGCCUUAUGCUCCCCCCGAUCAUGGCUCGCUUCGUUUGCUCGCCAGUCUAUUCUAUCGGCCCUAACGAGUGCCAUCUCUGUCGGAUACCUCAUCGUCGAUGACGCUGAAGGCUCUCAUGCCUACGGAUUCUUCAAAAAGGGCUGCAACCAUGUCCACAUCAAAGUCAAAAGCGAUAACUUCUGGCUACGUCUCAUACUUUCCGGUGAUCUAGGCUCGAAGCGUACAUGA